Molecule: messenger RNA, 919 nt
Organism: Dromaius novaehollandiae (emu)
Lineage: Eukaryota; Metazoa; Chordata; Aves; Casuariiformes; Dromaiidae
Product: tetratricopeptide repeat protein 36-like
Exons: 3
Coding region: 69-632 (187 amino acids)
Biological process (GO): cilium assembly
Molecular function (GO): protein binding
Source: RefSeq, a predicted model, not a curated record
AACAUUAACCGGCCGCGCACGGCCGCACCGCGGGGACCUUCCCCACGCACCUCGGCACCGGAGGCACCAUGGCCACGGCGAACGACAGAGCUGUGCUGCAGACGAUUUUCGACCCCAGCACGCCUUUUGGGGACAUCCCCGGGCUGGACGAGGAAGAGGAGGUCCAGGAGGAAGAGGAGGCCUUCGCCCCGGAGCUGCUGGAGCAGGCGCGGGACCUGGAGCUGCAGGGCGUUUCGGCCGCCGAGUCCGGCGACGUGAGCACGGCCCUCGAGCGGUUCAGCGAGGCCAUUCGCCUGCUGCCCGAGCGCGCCUCGGGCUACAACAACCGGGCGCAGGCCCUCCGCCUCCGCGGGGACGUGGCAGGAGCCCUGCGGGACCUGGACGCCGCCAUCCGCCUGGGCCAGGGCCGCGGCCGUGCCGCCUGCCAGAGCCUGGUGCAGCGCGGGCUGAUCCGCCGGCUGCAGGCCCGGGAGGAGGAGGCGCGGCGGGACUUCGCGCGGGCGGCCCGCCUGGGCAGCGCCUUCGCCCGGCGGCAGCUGGUGCUCGCGAACCCCUACUCGGCGCUCUGCAACCAGAUGCUCGGCCAGAUGCUGGGGCGGCUGCGCAACCCCCACGGCCCCGGGCCCGAGUGAGGGGGCCGAGGCCGGGCAGGUCUCGGCCGGGCGCGAGGGGACGCGGUGGCGGCCGGGGCGGGCAGGUUGCCACGUCCUUGCUGCCAGUCUCUGUCCCCGCAGGUGCAGAUCCCGUGCCGCCACCGCCACGAGUCGGGCGCAGGCUGCCCCCCGGGCCCGGGGCUGCCUUUAAGUGCCGGGGGUUCGCCGGGACAGCCGGCCGCUGGCUGCUCUGGGGAACGCGUUCGGCACCGCGGCUUUGUCACGGCUCUGUCCUGCCCUGAAUAAACCUUCCUGCCUGCCCGGCA